AUCUGCACGCUGCUCCAGUCGUCCAUGGCUUUGUAUGUUUACAGUGAGAAUUGUAUGGCAGGAAUUUUCUAACAUCAAAUAUUUAAACAUAAUUUGCAUCGAUACAAAAGUCCCAAUGGAGACAGAGAUCCUGUGACACAGGUAAGCCACCAAUGAUUCGGAUGGAGUCCUCACGGAGCACAGGGGGUCACUCCCGCGAGUACAAGUUGGUGAUGUUAGGAGAAGGGGGUGUGGGCAAAAGUGCCAUCAUCAUGCAGUUUAUAAGUCACAGAUUUCCAGAGGAUCAUGACCCUACUAUCGAGGACGCCUAUAAAACACAGAUCCGCAUCGAUGAUGAGCCAGCAAACCUGGACAUCUUGGACACAGCAGGACAGGCGGAGUUCACAGCGAUGCGUGAUCAGUACAUGCGAGCAGGAGAAGGUUUCAUCAUCUCGUACUCCAUCACGGAUCGCCGCAGUUUCCAGGAGGCACGGCACUUUAAGCAGCUGAUCUACCGUGUGAGACGCACCGUGGACACCCCCGUCGUACUGGUGGGAAACAAGUCUGACCUGGCCCAUCUCAGACAGGUGUCUGUCGAAGAGGGCAAACAGUUGGCGAGAGAGUUCCAGUGCCCGUUUUUUGAGACCUCCGCAGCGUUCCGUUAUUACAUCGACGAGGUGUUUGCCGCACUGGUGCGUCAGAUCCGCCAGCGUGAGGCCGAGAUGGUGCGGGGAAGCGAAAGGAAAACCCGACGCAGCCAUUCUUUCUGGAGUCGCCUUAAAGCCCCCUUCCACAAGAAACAGCAGUCCGAGCACUGAGAGAGCCACAAAAAAAAAGGCCAUGUUCGAAAACCGUGGCCUUCCAGAUGAUUGUUCUCUCACCUACAGCUGUAUUAGUCCCACCUCUUUCAGAUGGUUUGGGAACUGUAUUUAUAGUUCAUGUUUGAUUGUUUGCAAUGAUGCACUCCCAAUCGUUUUGGUUAGACUACAACCCUCACUGUGCAGGACACACUCACUCGUCAAAUGGGACGUGGGCUGAUUUACUGAUAUUAGAGAUUACGAAAGAAAUAUUAAACUUGACAGUAGUUUU
Molecule: messenger RNA, 1068 nt
Organism: Rhinichthys klamathensis goyatoka
Lineage: Eukaryota; Metazoa; Chordata; Actinopteri; Cypriniformes; Leuciscidae
Gene: rit1
Product: Ras-like without CAAX 1
Exons: 6
Coding region: 153-797 (214 amino acids)
Biological process (GO): Ras protein signal transduction
Cellular component (GO): plasma membrane
Molecular function (GO): GTP binding; GDP binding; calmodulin binding
Source: RefSeq, a predicted model, not a curated record